Messenger RNA from Sitodiplosis mosellana (orange wheat blossom midge), 5995 nucleotides. RefSeq names its product glutamate-gated chloride channel (gene GluClalpha). Gene Ontology annotation, molecular function: extracellular ligand-gated monoatomic ion channel activity; chloride channel activity; neurotransmitter receptor activity. NCBI's taxonomy places the organism in Eukaryota, Metazoa, Arthropoda, Insecta, Diptera, Cecidomyiidae. Gene Ontology annotation, biological process: chemical synaptic transmission; nervous system process; chloride transmembrane transport. Gene Ontology annotation, cellular component: membrane; neuron projection; synapse. The record is from RefSeq and is a predicted model, not a curated record.
UCAAAGACGGUUGCUAUUUGCAAUUGUAUAAAUUGGAUUCACCAUUCGUUUGUCCUUUUUUAUAUUGUUGGUGUUCCAAGAAAAAGCUUCUAUAUCAAGAAAUUGCUGAAAAUAGACGUGAAUAAGGCGAAUCGGCUGGUCGUUGUUCGUGGUAUUUGUGGUGACAAACGAAGCUCAAUCUUUCUUUUGAAAAUUGGCCAAAUCAAUUAAAUUAAAUUUCAUUGAAAGUCAAUUGAUGGAAUAAUUAUUACUUGUGUAGUUGUGAUGUGGGAAAAGAAGAGAAAAAUUAUCGAACACAAUGACCAGACGGUGAUAAAUUUUGCGAGAAGCAAUCCAGUCAAAUUUUAUUUUCAUUCAAUUUGUAUAACUUUUAUUUAUUGCAUAAUUUAUGUAAUUUAGUUUUUGAAGUUGCGAGCAAAUUUUCAGUUAGAGAGAAACAGAUAUUAGAAAAAAAACACUUUGAUCGAGAUAAAGCAAAUGAAAAAAAGUGAAAAAAAAUCUUGUUCGACAUUUCUCUCGUUUGAUGGAAAAUUGGUGUGCACAAGCCUGUCUGUGGAUGCUGUGAAAACGGAAGCUUUUCGUUCAAUAUUGGACGAGAUUUGAGAGCACGCGCGUCGACUAGCUGAGUGAAACGACAGCCAGAAGCUUUUUUCCUUUUCCACGUUACAGACAACACAACAUACAUUCGCACUGAUUAUCCGCUCUUGCGUUCAUUUGCGUAUGUGUGCGCCCAUGUCCGUGUCUGUGUCCGGGUGUGCAUGUGAUCUGUCUCUGUGUGUUUGUUUCGCAUACGUGUAUACCGAGAGGCAGUCAGCACUUGAAUAACAACUUGAACUGAAAUAUCCCGAGCUGAAAUAAAACGAAAGGUCCAUUAUCAUUUGCACAAUCCACCGUUUCGCGUGUGUUUGCGAUUGGGUGAUAUUUUUGUUACAUACAUCCUCGUUAAAAAAAGAUGUCGUCUACUCAAUUUGCCAUCAUCUGUGCCAUUAUUUCGACGGAUUUGAAAUGAGUUUUCGUUACGUAAAUCACCGUCAUAGCUGAAAUUUUCGAAGUUUUGUUGACUCUCUGCUCUGCUCUACUCGGGUCGUAAUCGAAAGUCAACGGAACGGUGUCGCAGGCUUGUAUCCCAAUUUCGACAAAUCGAAGAUACAGAAAAAAAGAUCAAGAGAAGAAAGGUGAAUUUUUUUCUACCCAUAGUUGCCAUCGUGCGUCAAAACUGAAAAGCUGAAAAAAAAAACAUAAAACGAAGAUGUCCAAAUCGAAAACGAGAACACUACACUGCCUGUGGCUUUUUCUCCUGGCAUGCUUAUGCAGUGCAUCGCUAGCGAAUAAUGCAAAAAUAAAUUUCCGAGAAAAAGAGAAGAAGGUGCUGGAUCAAAUUUUAGGAGCAGGAAAAUAUGAUGCACGUAUUCGCCCAUCGGGGAUUAACGGAACCGAUGGUCCGGCGGUGGUUCGUGUCAACAUUUUUGUUAGAAGUAUAUCGAAAAUUGACGAUGUUACCAUGGCGAAUAUAGCUGCUUGAAAGUCGACCUCUUAUUCAAACGCGAAUUCUCGUACUAUUUGAUUCAAAUCUAUAUUCCAUGCUGCAUGUUGGUUAUCGUAUCAUGGGUUUCAUUCUGGUUGGAUCAAGGAGCCGUACCAGCUCGCGUUUCAUUAGGUGUAACCACACUUUUGACAAUGGCAACACAAACGUCCGGUAUAAAUGCGUCGUUGCCACCGGUAUCGUACACCAAGGCCAUUGAUGUUUGGACAGGUGUUUGUCUGACGUUCGUGUUUGGAGCAUUGCUCGAAUUUGCUCUAGUCAAUUAUGCAUCCCGUUCGGAUCAUGCGGCAGAUAUGCAUCGUGAGAAUAUGAAGAAAAAACGUCGUGAACUUGAACAGGCCAGCAUGGAUGCAGCCUCCGAUCUGCUCGACACCGAUAGUAAUGCAACCUUUGCAAUGAAACCAUUGGUUCGUCAUCCGGGCGAUCCGUUAGCGUUGGAAAAAUUACGACAAUGUGAGGUGCAUAUGGCACCACCGAAAAGACCAAACUGUUGCCGUACAUGGCUCUCCAAGUUUCCCACAAGAUCGAAAAGAAUCGACGUUAUAUCGCGAAUAACAUUCCCACUCGUUUUCGCCCUGUUCAACCUCGUUUAUUGGUCUACGUAUCUAUUCAGAGAUGAGGAGGAGAAUUAAGUCUUUUUUAAGAAAAAAAAAAGAGGAAAAAAAAACAGAAAAUUAGCAUCGCAUUAAGAUACAAAAAUUAAGACAACAACAAAUUACCUAACUUUAUCUAGCCAAAUUAAUUGAUGAACAAAUUUAAUGUGCAACACAAAUUGUUGGAGAACACAUGACGAAUUUAAAAUUGACAGAGAGAAAUCGAUUUGCCACAAAUGCUGAAUUGAGAGUGAAUUUUAUUGGUUUUGGUCGACAUUUACAUAGCCUAAUCGCGUCGGGUUUCUAUCAAACCUAAUCUUUGAUGUAUGAAAAACCGUAAAUUUAAGAUCUUUGUCCAUUGAAAUGAUUGAAAUGUUUACCAUGGAAAAGUAACUUUGUUUAUUUGGAAAAGAAAAUUGUGUGUCAACAUUUUUCUUCGAGAAAAAAAGGUGAAAAUUUCUCUAACUAUUCCAGGCUGACCAUCGCAACAUAGCUCUUUUGCUAUUCGACAUCUAUUUUGGUGGAUCCAAUUCGAAAUUUUACAAUCAUUAAUUUUGCUAUGCCAAUAAACGCAUUUUACGGCUAUAUUUCGUACACUUCAUCGUUUGAUCAUCAAUCAAAAUUAGAACCCAAGCAAAAUUCUGCAUUUUAUUUAUUAAGAAAUUGAUUUGGUUAAAAUAUUAUCCAAAAUCGGUUUUGAAUAUUUGGAAUAAAAAGAGUUUCUUCUUGUUAUGGACAAUUGUUAUAUUGAAUGCGCCAAAUGCACACGAAUUAUUUAUUCCUUAAAUUUAAAUUUUAAAUGGCUAUAAAUUUAUGUUAAGCUAACCAAAAAUAGAUAUUUCUAUGAUAAGAAGAAAUGAAUUAUUUUCGAAAUUGUGAAAAAGAAUGUGUCCUUGAAGUGAAGGGAGUUUCGUCCAAUUUAUUUUUCUUUGCUUUUUAAUUUGACUUAUAUCGAUGGUCAGCCAAAAUGCAUUUUUUGAAAUCUCACUUACCGAGCCCUGCUCAAUUUAAGAUGCUUUCCAUGUCAAUGUAAGUUGUUCCACAUUGAAAAUAGAUAGUAUAUUUCCAUCUUUGUAUUCGAAAUCGAUUCCGUAAUUUAAACAAAACAUAAAUUACUAGCACGAACGAAUCAAAGUGUCCGACACCUCAAGAGUGAAUGUCAAAUGAAAUUUAUUAGACAGCAAGAGCAUUGGUUCUCAUUUUCUCACCAUAAUCUCUUUUGUACCAGACGUUGAUUAGGAGCUCAGCUUCAUACAUAUAUGUAUAUAUAUCUACAUACGUAGUACCGUACCGCAAAUAUCGUUUACACCAAAUAAAAAAACAAACCCACAGCAAUUGCGAUUUUCGAACAAAAAUAUACAACAACAACAACAACAACAACAAAGAAACAUUUUUAAUAGAUUAAAAACAAGUCACAAAACGGCACUUUAUCAAAUGGCGAAAUUUAUUAACACGAAACACAUAGCCGAAUCACACAGCCUAAAUCCUUGAAGAAUCUACCUACAAAACCAGAAUAUUUAAAAAAAAACAACAAAUAUAUCGGAAUCUUAUGCUUGCAAGUCACAUUCAACACAUGCAUUUUGCUACAACGCAAUUGAACAAAAAAAUAAAAUAAAACAAAGAAAAAAUUACGGUUGUUAUUGUGUAAAUCUUGGUAAAAUCCUUUUUUUUUACCCAACAAUGAUGAGAUUGAUGCUUUGACGAUUUUUUGUAAGAUUUUGAUUGAACCCACAUAUAAACUCUAAUAUUAAUAAGCGUGUAGGUGUAUGACUGUUUGUUUUUUAAUUUGUCCAGAAUUUUUUAAUGCCAAAACCAACCAGAUAAGCCAAAAUAAUGAAUAAAAAUUCAAGGUGAAUUCCUCGUAAUUCACGUGCAACUGAGAAAAAUGAGCAGAGAACGUUUUUCCAAAUGGUUUCCCUUGAACUCGUGUAAAUUUUAAUGAAAAUGCAAAUCGAAAUCAAUAGAUUAAAUGCAUUUAAAACUAAUAACCGUUGAAUGGGUCCAACCCAUGAUUUGUGUGAUUCGAUCCAAUUCAUUUUGUUUUGAAACUUUUUAUCCAAACGAAAAACUACUCGUGGAAAGGGACUUAAUGUGUUUAUGCUUGAAAAAAAAACAAGGGUAGAAACUGUGUUUAAAAAUAAACCCAAUAAAAACUGCUCUAUUGAAUUAUUAGAUAUUAAAUUAAUGAUAACAAUGAAAACGCCAUGGUAAACACAUAUGGUUUCUAAUGGUGAUUCAAAAGAAAAAUGCACCAAAUUUCAUUUUUAACAAAAGACAAAUUAAAUCGAGACAAAACUGUUAGUAUGUGUUUUCCGUUUCCAAAUAUUACAGGGUUAUUAAGUGAAAUAAAACAUGAGGUUAAAGGAGAAAAAAACAACCAAAAUGGCGUAUGUAAUUGCAAUUUAUCUAUGUUAGAUAUUAUAAAACUAGAAGAGUUUACGUGACAAAUCGUUUUCAAUGUGAGCACCGUACUAAAGAGAGGACUUAAAUUAAAUGAUACGCGUUUAAUGUGUUUUCGUUUAGCGCCCCAUAUCGAGCAGAAGGAGUAAAUGAAAAUCAACAAUUCCCCCAAUUAUUAUAUAUGUAAAGAAAACCGGUUGACUACCGCUCAGAAUACAGAAAUCCAAAAAAUGUCCUUUCUUUUUCUUCUCCGGUGAUUUUCCACCAUUUGAGCAUAGCUGAUUUCACACAAUUCGAUUUUGAUUUUUGGCAACUUUCACAAGCAGCUCUCAAUAGUUUCUAUGGUUUUUCUCUAGUUCCCAGAAUGAGUAUAUUUGCUCAUGGAAUUGGACGUUCACCAAAGUUAAACAACAAUUUAUCAAAUUAAAAGAAGAAAAAAUUAAUCAAUAACCUAAUUAUAUACGACGAAUCAAAAUAAUCAUGUUUAAAAAAAUGAAACAGAAAUAUUAACGUAUAUCGGUUGUGUUUUAAGAAGAAAAAACCAAAUGAUGCAAUGAAAAAGAAAUGAAAAUAAAACCAAAAAAAAAAUGAGUUUUUAUACAUAGAUUUUAUGUAAAUACAGAUAAUAUGUUAGGAUAUGUUUUUCCUUCUUGAUUAACUUUGAUCAAGUUAUUAAUGUUGGGACUUUGUAGCAUGAUCACACAUUUUUGAACGAAAAAUUACCAAACAAACACAACCUGUUCGUAGUUCUAUGAUUAUAUUAUUGAAAUCUUUUGAUAAAUGAUAUCUUCUUCAAAAUUUGAAAAACACACACACACACAUUAGAUUCCAAUUUUUUUUAGUCGAUUCGCAAAGGCUAUUUAUUACACACUUACACAAUCAUUAUACGGAAUUGAAGCAAUUUCAUUCCCAUUUUAUUUUUGUAUAAAUUUAUCCUGGUUUUUGUAAACCAUUCUUUCCGAUCCAUAAUAUUCGAUUCGCUGCAAUUAUACGACUUAAUCUCACCACUAUUCAUGUUACCGAAACUAAAUAAGUUAUGCGUAAAAUUGACGAAAUUUAAACCAAAGCAACAACACGAGAAAAAUAAAUUACUGCAUCAGAAGCACUACUCUUAGACGAAAAAAAAAAUUCCAUUUAUUAUCUACCUUGAAAUUGGAAUGAAUAUUAGAAUCACCAAUGACAAAAACAAACCGCAUCAAUGAAAAUGUCUGCGACAGAAAAAUGCGAUUUAAAUUAGAACAUUUAACAUCAAAUCAAGCAGAACAAAAACCCUUGAUCAAUUUUAAAACUAUUUACUACACAACCGUACGAUAGAGAGAACACACACAGAGAGAACAAAUGCUAUGAUGAAAAUUAUAUUUAAAAUAAAGUAAAGGCAACCAAAUUAUAAAUUAAGAUUAAACGGAGAAAAAUAAAAAAAAAUAUUUAUAUGAUACAUUAGUAAUAUGGAUACCGAACA